This is a messenger RNA of Moneuplotes crassus, 1320 nucleotides long. NCBI's taxonomy places the organism in Eukaryota, Ciliophora, Spirotrichea, Euplotida, Euplotidae. The record is from the annotation of a GenBank genome assembly.
AAAUGAUUCAGAAUCGGGACAAUCGCAAGACCGAUGAAGCCGAGAUUAGGCUCCGCAUGUUCGAGUUAGAUGAUAAAAUUUCAUAUAAUGAUUACCAAAAUGAAAUUAGGCCGGUUCUUCCUCAGAAUAUUUUCAAGAAUAAAUCUAGAGAUGAUACUUGAGUCCAUGAAUCGAGGUCAGAACUGCUAGAAGACUUGCCUACAAAUGAGACCUACACCACCUCAGAAGAGAAUGAAAACAAUGAUGAACAGGCUAUUAAGUUCCUGACUGAAAAUGGUAUUCUCAAAUAUCUUGACCCGAGAAUGAGGUUUUUGAGGAGUAACAAAGACGACCAAAGUUACCUUGGAGAUAUCGAUGUCAAAAGUGUGGACAAAGUAGUCGAGUAUAAAUUCAGAGACAUCAAAUUCAGCAACUUCAGUAUCCUUGAGGACCCCUUUGAAGACGAAUCUUUUAACCCAGCCGAUACUUUGCAAGAACAGUUGCAGAAGAACCCUCUUCCUGAUUUUUGAAUCCUGAAUUCUGAUGUUGGUGAAGCUAUUCGAGUAGAUCGUGAUUGUGAGGAUUCUGAUAUAGAAAUUUUCCCGGAAAAGCGCAUAAUAGAAGAUUUGGAGUUACACACUGUAUUGGAAAAGACCAAUAGCGGAAAUUCGAAUCUUGUGGAACAUAUUGAACCUCCGAAGAUUGAAGAAACUAAGGUAUCUAAGGUUGAGAAGAGAAAGCUCACUGAAUUUAACUAUUUACUUCAAAGGAAGGGUCUUAGACUCAUGAGGAAGUAUUAUAAGGAUCAGUUUGAAAAUUUCGCUCAAAACUAUGAUUACAAAAAGAGAGUCAAGAAAAUGCUUCCAAAUGAACUUAAUCAUAUCAUGUCAGAAUAUGCUCAAAAAGAAUUCUGAAGUAUUCUACCUGUUUUAACCGUCGAACAGUUUGGAGACACUGUGGCAGGCUUGACUAGAGUAGCACUAUCUGAUAGAGCUAACAAGAAGGAGCUAAUGACCCAAGGAAUAGACUUUAACCCAGUCAAGAAUCUUCUUGCAAAGUACACAAAGAGUAAGAUGAAGGCAUUUCUGAAGGAUCCUAUUAAUAGUUUCCUAUAUACUCAUUUCUACCUGAUCAAUGGUAAGAACUCAUGCUAUGAACAGGAUGAUGUCGAUCAAGAUAAUUUUAAUACACAAAUGAAAAAGUUGCUGGAAGAAUCAUCCAAUAAUCUUUCCCCCCAGAUCAAGUCGAUCUAUUCAGAAUUGCUUGAGGACCACAGAAACCCCUUCUAAUCUAUUACCUUAAUUCUCUUAUAAAAUCGACCGUGAAAUGGGGUCUUUUCUG